Messenger RNA from Pocillopora damicornis (cauliflower coral), 2683 nucleotides. RefSeq lists its product as uncharacterized. Lineage: Eukaryota; Metazoa; Cnidaria; Anthozoa; Scleractinia; Pocilloporidae. The record is from RefSeq and is a predicted model, not a curated record.
GUUUGUUUUGCUUUUCUUUUUUAACCUUGCCAACGGGAAAUAUAUCAAUGUCAUGUGGAGAAGUUCUAUUUCGCAAUAACCUCGAACCUUCCAGAAAAGUUGUUCAACAUACAGCGCGACGGUAAAAUUAUGUGACGGAAGUGCCUUUGCAGGGGGUUUUUUAACUAAUUUUUAGCAAAUUUUAUAUUAAAACACAUAUACAUUUACCACUUUUGCGAAACUUGUCAGAAGGGAAAGACAAUCCAUUCAGACAUAAAGUGAAAUUGGAUCCUUCUCAAAUGCAUUUCUUUCCGGAAACAUGAUCAUUUUCUGAGAAUUCAGUCUUUCACGGCAGGUUCUAUUUUUAUUCAAGCGAAAUCUCGUCAGAAAUUCACACAAGGAAUGAAUUUAAAAAAUUUUAAAAUCUUCAGGAUAAACAAAGCGUUUAUGGUAAUCCAGUAAUUGCUCCCAAAAUAUAUGAUUUUAGUUGAUGCGAUUUUAAAGAAGCAGAAAAUUACAUGCCAGAUGACAAAACUAUGCAUGGGAAACUUGUCCUUUAAAAUUAACGUUUUUCAAAUCUACUUUUCCAACUACCUUACCCCUUUCAUGAACUUAAUUAAUGGUCAGAGGCUAUACUAACCAUCAAACAAUCAAUCGAGAAACAUAAAAUUUGUGUAGCUGCGUAAGUUGUUUACAAUAGCUGACACAAACUUGACAUAAGAGAGAAAUUGAAUUUUGCAAAUCUCUCACAUCACAUAAGUAUCUUGCCUUUGAGCGCUCGAAAACAGUACAAAUCAGCGCCAGGUCCCACUUUAUUUUCACCCCCGAUGGUGGUAACAAAACUCUUUUGCAGCUAUCGAAAAGCUAAAAAUUUGAUCAAAUUUUGAGUUCUGUGAGGAAAAAGCGGCGACUCAUUGUUUUGUCGCUAUGGUUACAAGUAAGAAAAACAGUGUGGCGCCUUUCCUGCACCUGUCCGCAGUAUGCUUGUUUUUGAAAACAUUGCGGGGAUCCCUUAAAGAAGCGCAUACAUCGAAGGAGUCAUUCCAUUAUGAUAUCUAGCGGCAGAAAUGUCGUCUUUAAUCAGUAAGUGCUUAUGAUGUUAAAAGGGGAAUCCUAUCCAGAGUCAAGUUGAUCAGUCUCGAUCAUAAUAGCAUACAGCGUUGAACAUGGCUAAAGAACGACAUGAAUAAAAUUUAUUGGCAAUGAGUGAUAAAACAAAACGGAUGAAGGAUGGAAAAUACAACUGAUAACUAUCGUAGAAUUCCACCGCGGAGCAAAUUUAAUGACGAAGAAUCAACUGCAGUGUUAAGGCUGAUUAUUGAGCAAGAAAGACUGCUUAAAACUCCAGCAAAUCCGGUUCUGAAUAUUAACAGUGACAAGCUGAAAAGACUCCCUCCACUGAAUGGCAAAAUGCUGGAUUCUUUGGAUCAAUUUGACCCACACAGGAGCCAGCGAAAACACAGGCCGGGGGACGACAUUGUUCUGAGCAGGCCGACGCUUUUGAAAGGAAAGGAAUGUCGUGCGCUCGAGGAACCUGCAUCACUCGGCGGCAAGCCAAAAGUUCCAGACAUAUACAGCACGCCAAAAAUCGCUCGGCCUCGAGAUCGCGAGAGGCCACGCGCGUCGUACGGACGUGUAGCUCCGAGUCGUAGCAGUAGCACGGAAACGAACCCGCGCAUCCGCUCGAGAAGCACGGGGGAAUGUAACGAGUUGAUUUUUUCGGCGACUGAGGACGCUUUGGAAAGACCGACAAAUCCAACUCCAUUAGAAAACGAAGAUGACUUUAAAAAUGAUCAAGAAUUUGCAUCCAGAACUUCAUGUAGCCAAAGCGAAUGUUAUGAUAGUGACGAAGAUAAGGUAAACGCAGAGCGAGUCUACGCUUCUUACAUCAAUUAAAAGAUGCAAAAUGCGGUUCUCUUAAUCAUGGAGCAGACACCAUGCAAACGGAAUGAUUUUAGGGUUGGUUUCACUUUGCCUCCUUUUAACCUGGUGACAAACUAUCAUGAGCAAGCGAAUAUAUUGACAUAGUGGAGGACACAGAUUCGGAUUGGAAAGUGAACUAACGCCAAGUCUGAUGUCGAAAAAAGUUCAGAAAAACCGUCUCGCUAGUACAUUUAAGAAUCAAUAUAGCCUCUAAAGCUAAACUUAAAAUAUUUCGGAAGCCAGAGAUGGCAAUACAUAAAAAAAAAGGACCAUGUCUUCAAUUAGCUAAGAUUCUUUUUCUCGAUGUGACAAGUUUUACAAACCAAACGCUCGUGAUUCAAAAAAUUGUAAUUUCUGGGUACAACCUCUAUAUCCCGCAGUUCGUAAUUAUUUUUGUUAUUUCCAAAGCAAAUAAAGUUUAUAGGAGAUAACCCAGACAGUUUCGGCUCGCUAGAGGUUACAAUUAAAAGGAGAGUCAAAUGCGGAUACUUUCGCCUGUGCCGGUAGGCAUUCUGGCGGAUAUUGAGAAAAAUAAGCUUUUUCACUUUGGUCCGCUUUAGAUGAGAUAUCACAAAUUAAUUCACAAUCACGACAAAGGUGGAACUCUGCAGGAAACAACUGCAACCUCCCCUGUCGCUGAAGAACAAUUUAAUGCCUCUCAUUAUUAUGACAACCGCGAAACAACAAAGAUUGAAAGCGAGACAGAAACUUUAAUCUGUAAGCUGGUCCAGCUCGGCGCUUCAACGCAGUCAGCGUGCGCCAUUAAAAACUUUUCUUACAU